CACCAGCGCCCGACACUUUCACGGAUCAAAAGUCUAUUUCCUCGCCGGUAUCUCGACCCGACGUCGAAAUAUUGCAUGGGUGUAAACCCUGGUAAGUACGAAUCUACCUGAAAAAGCCACCCUGCCACUUUUCCUUUCGCACAUUUUCAUCUCAGGAUGGACGACCUCUUCGAUGUUUUCGAAGACGGCGCGUCUUCGAAUAAUCACGUACCCAAAAAGAGCAAGAAGAGGCAGGCAAAUGGAGACAUCAAGUCGCCAGUCCCAGAAGACGCGCCCAUGGACGAUGCGCCAUCGAACGAGGACCAGGAGACCAAGCGCCAGAAGCGUGACGCCGAACCCGCACCCGUUGUAACCGACGAUUUUGAGACCGAGCAAUCAAGAGAGGUCGCAGCAGCGGCUGGAUUACAAGGGCAAGCGCAACAGGAUGGCAGUGCGGUGGUAUUGUCUCACCAAGUUCGCCAUCAAGUUGCGCUGCCUCCAGAUUAUGACUAUGUUCCGAUCUCAGAACAUAAAGCGCCUUCAGAUCCUGCCCGAACAUGGCCUUUCACCCUAGAUCCGUUCCAACAAGUCUCGAUUGCGUCGAUACAGCGAAAUGAGAGCGUUCUCGUUUCCGCUCACACAUCUGCUGGAAAGACAGUUGUCGCAGAAUAUGCCAUCGCGCAAUGUCUGAAGAACAACCAGAGAGUGAUAUAUACCAGUCCAAUCAAAGCACUCAGCAACCAAAAGUAUCGUGAAUUUCUGGCGGAAUUUGGGGAUGUCGGAUUGAUGACCGGUGACGUCACAAUCAAUCCAACGGCGACUUGCCUGGUCAUGACAACAGAGAUUCUGCGGUCCAUGUUGUACAGAGGUUCGGAGAUCAUGCGUGAGGUUGCAUGGGUGGUGUUCGACGAGGUGCACUACCUACGUGACAAGUCUCGCGGAGUCGUCUGGGAAGAGACCAUUAUCUUGCUUCCAGACAAAGUUCGCUAUGUCUUCCUUUCUGCUACCAUUCCAAAUGCCAUGCAGUUUGCCGAAUGGAUUACCAAAACACACAGCCAACCCUGCCAUGUCGUUUAUACCGAUUUCCGACCGACCCCACUACAGCACUACUUCUUCCCUGCAGGUGCAGACGGUAUUCAUUUGGUUGUCGAUGAGAAGGGAGUCUUCCGCGAAGAAAAUUUCCAGAAAGCUAUGACAUCCAUUGCCGAUAAACAAGGUAGCGCUGCAGACGACUUUAUGGCCAAGAGGAAAGGGAAAGGGAAAGACAAGAAGACCAACAAGGGUGGUAAUAAGGAGCAAUCCGACAUUUACAAGAUCGUCAAGAUGAUCAUGCUGAAGAACUACAACCCCGUUAUCGUUUUCAGUUUUAGUAAGCGAGAAUGUGAGAAUUAUGCUCUCUCGAUGAGCCAGUUGGCUUUCAACGAUGAGUCCGAAAAAGCAAUGGUUUCCAAGGUCUUCGAGAGCGCCAUCGAGUCGCUUUCAGAAGAGGAUCGCUCGCUCCCACAAAUCCAGCACAUCCUUCCUCUACUCCGCAGGGGUAUCGGCGUGCAUCAUUCCGGACUCCUCCCUAUCUUAAAGGAAACGAUCGAGAUCCUGUUCCAGGAAGGUCUCAUCAAGGUUUUGUUUGCCACGGAAACUUUCUCUAUUGGCCUUAACAUGCCCGCGAAGACGGUCGUUUUUACAAGCGUGAGAAAGUUCGACGGCGUUACGCAACGUUGGGUGACACCAUCAGAGUUCAUCCAGAUGUCCGGUCGUGCUGGUCGUCGAGGUCUUGAUGAACGCGGUAUCGUGAUCAUGAUGAUUGACGAAGCGAUGGAGCCCGCUGUGGCCAAAGAGAUUGUGCGUGGACAACAAGACAACCUCAAUUCGGCUUUCUACCUGGGCUACAACAUGAUCCUUAACUUGGUGAGGGUUGAGGGAAUCUCUCCGGAGUUCAUGUUGGAGCGUUGUUUCUACCAAUUCCAGAACACCGCCAGCGUUUCCGGAUUGGAGAAGAAAUUGCAAGAGCUCGAAAACGAGAAAUUGAACAUGAUCAUCACCGACGAGGCCGCGGUCAAGGAAUACUAUGGAAUACGCCAGAGCCUAGAUCUUCUAACGAAAGAUAUGCGGGACGUUAUCAUGCAUCCUAAUUAUUGCCUGCAGUACAUGCAGCAUGGUCGGCUUGUCCGAGUGAAGUACAAGGACCACGACUUUGGUUGGGGCGCCGUUGUCAACGUCACACCAAGGAAAGCGAACAAGGGCGAAGUGUUCUCAGCUCAUGAGUCGUACGUUGUGGAUGUGCUCAUUGCGGUCGCAAACGAUGCCAAAUUCGGAACAAAGGCAAACGAUGGACUGCCGGUGGGUGUACGACCUCCAGGGAUUGGUGAUAAGGGCAAGAUGGAAGUAGUGCCUGUCCUGCUCUCAUGCAUCGAUUCAAUCGGUCACCUUCGAGUUUUCUUGCCCAAUGAGUUGAAGUCCGCAGAUCAGAGGAAUAACGUCCGGAAAGCGUUGGACGAGGUCAAAAGGAGAUUCCCCGAUGGUAUCGCCAUUCUUGACCCCAUUGAGAACAUGGGUAUCACGGAUGAAUCAUUCAAAAAGCUACUCCGAAAAAUCGAGGUUAUGGAGUCACGUCUCAUGACGAAUCCCAUGCACUCUUCACCAAAGCUGGCCGAGCUGUACACACAGUACUCAACGAAAGUGGAACUUCAAGAGAAGAUCAAGAGCGUGAAGAAAGAAAUCUCCAGUGCCCUUUCGAUUAUGCAACUCGACGAACUCAAGAAUCGGAAACGAGUCCUGCGUCGAUUAGGCUUUAUUGAUGACGCAGACGUCGUCCAGAUCAAGGCGCGAGUCGCAUGCGAGAUCAGCACCGGCGAUGAGCUGGUUCUGAGCGAGCUUCUUUUCAACCGAUUCUUCAAUGAAUUGACCCCCGAACAAUGUGCUGCUUGCUUGAGUUGCUUUAUUUUCGAGGAGAAGAGCAACGAGCAACCAGCCUUGAAGGAGGAGCUUGCCAAACCGUAUCGUGAGAUACAGGCUCAAGCAAGGAUUAUCGCAAAGAUAUCCCAAGAGAGCAAGUUGACGGUGAACGAGGAAGAAUACUUGAACACCUUCAAGUACCAGCUGAUGGAGGUUGUUUUUGCAUGGGCCAAGGGAGCAUCUUUCGCGCAGAUAUGCAAAAUGACGGACGUCUACGAAGGCAGCUUGAUCCGGUUGUUUAGGCGCCUGGAGGAGCUUCUCCGCCAAAUUGCCCAAGCAGCCAAGGUCAUGGGCAGUGAAGAGCUUGAGGAGAAAUUCACCAAGGCGCUUGAGUUGGUGAGGAGGGACUUGGUGGCCGCCCAGUCAUUGUACCUGUAAAGGAUGCAAUGAGUCGGCUUCCCUAGUCUGGCGGCAACCCCACGCAGAGGAUGGGGGGAGGUUGCCACCUUUCAAAAGUCGCCCUGGUCUAAUAGUGGAUCUCCGCAAGGGCACAAAUGUAUUACAUAGGUAGCAUGGGUAUCGGCGUUCUGUGGCGGCACAGUUGAAUAUACAUCUUACACACUGCAAGGUAAGGUGAUAUGGAUGUGUUUUGGUCUCCUUAAUGUAGGGAACUUUGUACAGCCCAGCUGCACGGACUGGUGUUGGAAUAAGCCAGGAGACUAUGGCGGUUUCGACAAGGUAAUAAGCUGCAGCAACAAUCCGAUGGUCCGGGAAAUUAGAUCAGACUAUGCAAGAAUCUGAAAUUCCAUUCCUU
Messenger RNA from Aaosphaeria arxii CBS 175.79, 3685 nucleotides. RefSeq names its product ATP-dependent RNA helicase DOB1. The transcript has 4 exons. Gene Ontology annotation, cellular component: nucleus. The record is from RefSeq and is a predicted model, not a curated record. Lineage: Eukaryota; Fungi; Ascomycota; Dothideomycetes; Pleosporales. Gene Ontology annotation, molecular function: RNA helicase activity; ATP binding; RNA binding. Gene Ontology annotation, biological process: RNA catabolic process; maturation of 5.8S rRNA. The coding region runs from base 157 to 3309 and encodes 1050 amino acids.